Chrysemys picta bellii (western painted turtle) is the source of this 3260-nucleotide messenger RNA. Lineage: Eukaryota; Metazoa; Chordata; Testudines; Emydidae. The record is from RefSeq and is a predicted model, not a curated record.
AUGGCCUCGGCUGUCACUGUGUGCCGGGCAUCCUGGCUGCUCUUCUCUGGCUUGUCCACGGAGGCUCAGGAGUCGAUGCAAGACCUUCCCUUCGAUGGGCAAGUCCUGUUUGCGGAACAGACGGACAAUAAGCUCUGUGGCCUCAAGGACUCACGCACGACCCUUAAAACAUCGGACCUGUAUGUUCCGGCCCUGCCCGCAAGCGGUUCAAGCCACAGCAGCCUCAGGACCAAGGAAGCCACCCUCGCCAGGAGCCUCCCCAUAAGGAAUCCAGAGUCUAAAAGUGGCAUCCUAGCCACCAGCCUUCGCAGGCUUCUCAGUCGAGCUCGACUCGCAAUAAUCCCUCAUCUGUUUAUUGUUGCAACAGGCGAGAAGUCGUUCCUGUGUGACCUUUGUGGCUUUGCCGGCGGGACACGUCAUGCCCUCACUAAGCAUCGGAGGCAGCACACAGGAGAGAAACCAUUCAGAUGUGAUGAGUGUAAUUUCGCUUCCACAACACAGUCACAUCUGACACGACAUAAGCGUGUCCAUACUGGUGAAAAACCCUACAGAUGUCCCUGGUGUGAUUACAGGUCUAACUGCGCUGAAAAUAUCCGUAAGCAUAUCUUACACACAGGAAAGCAUGAAGGAGUAAAAAUGUAUAACUGCCCCAAAUGUGACUAUGGAACCAAUGUCCCAGUGGAAUUUCGCAACCACCUGAAGGAGCUGCAUCCUGACAUUGAAAACCCUGAUCUAGCUUACUUGCAUGCUGGCAUUGUAUCCAAGUCCUACGAAUGCCGACUGAAGGGUCAGGGAGCGACCUUUGUAGAGACCACCAGUCCUUUCACUGCAGCAGCCCUGGGAGAAGUUUCUCCAGUUAAAGAGAAGGCCCUUCGAAGUAACAGAAGACAAUCCCAAUCAGCUGAACAAGUGCAGCAAGUUAUCAUUAUUCAAGGAUAUGAUGGUGACUUUGCAAUUGAUGCCUCUGUGGAAGAAACGGCAGCAGCUACCCUUCAGACUUUGGCAAUGGCAGGUCAGGUGGCAAGGGUGGUGCAUAUUACGGAAGAUGGGCAAGUUAUAGCCACAAGUCAAAAUGGUUCUCAUGUGAGUGGCUUGGUUCCGGGACAAAUACUCACUGAGCAAUUAUCAGGUAGUGCGACACAAGUGGUAGUGGUAGAAGGCUCUGUGGAGGGAACUGAUAUGGAGGAGGCUGUCCCAAUAGAUGCAGUGUCUGACUCCGGUAAUGCUGUGGUGCAACAGAUAAUGAGACAGGAAAUUUUAGAUACAUCAGAAGCUACAGUACAUCCUCCAGAGUCCUCCUCAGCAUUAGAUGCCCUCCUUUGUGCUGUAACAGAGCUGGGUGAAGUGGAAAACAAAACUGGCCUCCUCGACAGAACCAGGCCUAGUCACAAAGAGUUGUUACAAAUGACAAAUCAGGAGCAAUCCAAUAAUUCUAAUGACACAGAGACACAAGAAAUACAAAUGUUCCAUGAAGUUCAAGGGACUCAGGAAGAUAUAGAACCGAUGGAAGUAGUGACACAGGUCAUUCACCCAUCUACUAUAAUUGCAUCUCAGGAGAGAGCUCAAGCUGCCUUCAAGAAAAUGGUCCAAGGAGUACUACAGUUUGCAGUAUGUGACACUGCUGCAGCAGACCAGCUGAUGAAAGAAGGUGUCACUCAGGUCAUUGUAAAUGAGGAAGGAACAGUGCAUAUGGUGGCUGGAGAAGGCUCUCAAAUAAUAAUGCAAGAAGCUGGUAGCCAUGCACUCAGUGUCCAAAGUGAGCACAUGGAUUUAGUUGAGUCUGAUGGAGAAAUUUCACAGAUCAUUGUCACAGAAGAAAUAGCUCAAGCCAUGGUUCGGGAUUCACAUGGCAACUUCUCUGAAGGUCCAACCCAUUAUAUUGUAACAGAAUUGCCACAAGAUAUACAGGAUGAGACUGGUGUGUAUUCACACACUGUGAUAGAGACAGCUGAGUCUCAAGAGAUUUUGGAAGCUGGUACUGCUAUAAAUGCUGAAGCCGCAUCCCCUGAUGGAACCGGAGAACAGUUAACUAGUAUGGUCAUUUAUACAGAGAGUGGCUCCCAAGCAACAGUAAUUCAGGGCCAGGGAGAUAGUAAUGAACUACAAGAAGCGUGAAGAAUUGUUUCUUGGAAAAUUAAUAGACACGUGUAGGAACUUAAUUUGUAAAACCUUCAUAAUAUGCUAUUCCUCCAUCCAGGUGCCAGCCUCGCUGUGUGAGGUUAAUGUCAGCUACUGGGAAGAGUAUACAGAAAAGGUAUUAUCUUGUUACAAUGGACAGAAAUUUGAUCUGAGUAUGAUUAACAGGCAUAAUAUAGUAAGAAAAUGACUAAAGCUCCCCUUCCCCCACCCAAAUGAGUCAGAUAUGAUUCUGGUUUGGUUUGGAUUAUUUUGUGAGUUCAGGGUGAUUUCCUGGUUUAUGCCUUAUCUGACUGUUUUUGUGGUUAUGCUAAACAUAAUUUUUUCACUUUACAUAUACAUUGUGUGAGCAAAAAAAUUAAAAAACCAAAAUCACACCACAUGUUAAAAAUAUGAGGUGACAGUUUGUAAGUAAAGUUGGAUGCUACAAGUGUUGUCCUGUCUUCUUCAAAGGCAGAAAGCCUGACAUUUGGUUUUCUAAAGUCUUGCUCUAAAAUGUCCCUGGUCAAAAACAUCUCAGCAUAAUGACCCUUUCUAAAUUUGUGUCUGAGAAUCAUUUUUCUUUAACUAUAGUUAACUCUUUCAUUGUUUUGCAUUGGACUUUGUGUAAGAGACCUCUAAAAUCUACACUUUAGAAAAGUCUUGAUACAUGUAUUCAGAAAAAAAAACUGUCUUGGUUUAGAAAAAGCUUAAUGUCUAUUACUUGCAACUUAAUUUCAGAUAUAAAAGUCCUGCAUAUGAAAUGUUCAUUUUGGGGGGAAAAAUAUUGUCACUGUCAAUGUUUUGCUUUUCUUACAAAUAGUGCUUCACAUAAAUACCAUUUUGCAGUUCAUUUUGUGAAUGACUUUUUGAAAUGUUAGGGAUUUUUUUAAUGAAAAUUCUGACAUUGACAUUAACAAGUAGAAAAAAGGUGACCUUGUAUUUCUUGCUUAGACCAGAAUGUCAAUUAUCUAGUUGUGGAUAUACUGCAACUGUUCAAUGCAAGUUCAUGUAGAAAAGAUUUGUUUCUUGAUACAACUGAUUUUGUUUCUUUUAAAAAAGAAAUUGUAAAAUAUAAAAUGGUAAGGGGGUUUGGUUGGGAUUUUGGGGGAGGAUUCUUUCAAAUAAAAUGUUAGCAUUAAAAA